Molecule: messenger RNA, 3333 nt
Organism: Gadus morhua (Atlantic cod)
Lineage: Eukaryota; Metazoa; Chordata; Actinopteri; Gadiformes; Gadidae
Product: mitogen-activated protein kinase kinase kinase 7
Exons: 14
Coding region: 256-1815 (519 amino acids)
Biological process (GO): JNK cascade; positive regulation of canonical NF-kappaB signal transduction; protein phosphorylation
Molecular function (GO): MAP kinase kinase kinase activity; magnesium ion binding; ATP binding
Source: RefSeq, a predicted model, not a curated record
GUCCCAAUCUGGCAACAGUACAUACUUCCGGCAUUUAAGGUAUCGGAUGGAAACGAUUGCGAAGGAUUAGCUGGAAAUAAUAAUAAUAAUAAUAAUAAUAAUAAUAAUAACAAUAAUAAUAAGAGGUAAUCGGGUGACCAUGCGUGACGGAGCCGUCCCGGAGAGCACAGCGAAGCUUGUGGGCCGAUCCUCUUUCCAUGUGAAGCAGUAGCUGCACACACUUCUCCUGCUCGGGGAGGUCUUUGUGUCUUCGCGAUGCUCGAAACACCACCUGGGUUUCCCUUUGAAGAUAUCAAACGGGAAGACAUUGAAGUCGGAGAGGUUAUCGGGAGAGGGACGUUUGGCGUUGUGUACAAGGCCAAAUGGAAAGGCAAAGAUGUGGCCAUCAAGACCAUCGAGAGUGAGGACGAGAGGACCGCUUUCAUCGUGGAGCGUCGUCAGCUGUCCAGGGUCAACCACCCCAACAUCGUGAAGCUCUACGGCUCCUGUGACAGUCCGGUGGGUCUCGUCAUGGAAUAUGCUGAAGGUGGAUCUCUGUACAACGUGCUGCACGGUGCGGAGCCCCUGGCGCAGUACACGGCGUCGCACGCCAUGAGCUGGUGUCUGCAGUGUGCCAAGGGCGUGGCCUAUCUGCACGCCAUGAAACCCAAGGCCCUCAUCCACCGCGACCUCAAGCCCCCCAAUCUGCUGCUGGUGGCGUGCGGCACAGUGCUGAAGAUCUGCGACUUCGGGACGGCGUGCGACAUCCAGACCCACAUGACCAACAACAAGGGCAGCGCGGCCUGGAUGGCCCCCGAGGUGUUCGAGGGCAGUAACUACAGUGAGAAGUGUGACGUGUUCAGCUGGGGCAUCAUCCUGUGGGAGGUGAUCACGCGCAGAAAGCCCUUCGACGAGAUUGGAGGCUCGGCCUUCUGCAUCAUGUGGGCGGUCCACAGAGGGACCAGGCCCCCUAUGAUCAGAGACGUCCCCCCCACCUUGGAGAGUCUGAUGACGCGGUGCUGGGACAAGGAGCCCAGCCAGAGACCUCCGAUGGAGGAGGUGAAGAACACCAUGGGGGGUCUCAUGAAGUAUUUCCCCGGCUCUGAAGAGCCCCUCCAGCUCCCCCACCAGUAUUCAGGCAACAGGAGUGGCUCCUCCUCAGGCACCAGCACCGGAUCGUAUGCAGACUACACCCUCAACAACCGCAGCGGGAGUGGUGGGGUGGACCAGGGCGGGGGGUCGCAGGGGCGGGAAGAGACCCUGAAGAGCAUCGAGGUCCCAGUGCCCUUCAAGCCCUCCAAGACGGGCACACUGCGGCCCAGUCUUCCCCUGUCCAGGAGGUCCAGCUCUGAUAGCCAACCAGGACGCUCUCAGAGCCCUGCGCACUCUUCCGGGCCCACCUCCAUGCCCGUCAGCCAAUCAGAGCUCAGGUUACCUCUGAGUCCUUCUGCUACCAACGGGGUGGACAGCUCCAUACCCAUGGCCUACCUGACACUGGACCACCAGCUACAGCCCCUGGCCCCAUGCCCCAACUCCAAAGAGUCCAUGGCGGUGUUUGAGCAGCACUGCAGGAUGGCUCAGGAGUACCUGAAGAUCCAGACCGAGAUCACACUGCUCGCCCACAGGAAGACGGAGUUGAUCUCGGAGCUGCAACAGGACGAGAGGGAGACGCAGAACGCCACACGCCUGGCCCAGGAUCACUGCCAGCUGCUGGAGGACAACAGGGGGCUGUCGGACUACUACCAGGGCCUCAAGAGCCAGAGCCAGCAGCAGCAGAGCCAGCAGCAGCAGAGCCAGCAGCAACAGAACCAGCAGCAGCAGAACCAGCAUCAUUAGCAGCAGCAUCAGUACACCUUUUAACAACAACUACAGCAGCAGCAUCUAGGAACACCAGCAACACAGCUAGUGAAGAGGGGACGGGCAAAGGUUUGCUGCUGUAGACAGGAGAGGAGGUUUCCUGUGUGUGUGUGUGUGUGUGUGUGUGUGUGUGUGUGUGUGUGUGUGUGUGUGUGUGUGUGUGUGUGUGUGUGUGUGUGUGUGUGUGUGUGUGUGUGUGUGUGUGUGUGUGUGUGUGUGUGUGUGCGCGUCCUUCAGCAGUCUAUAUAAACUCUGUACCCACAGGCAACAGACGCCCGUGCACAUCAAUUUGUUUUAUGGUUUGCCGUGAGAGCUGAUCCCAGGUCACACUGCCGGCGUGCUUGUGUGUGUGUGUGUGUGUGUCCACUAGGACUUGGGAGUCUGCCACAAAGGAGAACUGUACCGAGCUCUAAAAGAAAUAGGAAGAGUUGCUCCUUCCACUUCAUAUUCUUUGCCCCCCCCAAUCGCAGCCUCAGGUGUCGUCUGUCGCCACGGAAGUCGCGGCCUACAGUGCCUGGAGUGGUUAUUAGGACGACGGAAGCUGCUGAGCCUGUUCUGCCUUUGUUUGCCAAAUCGCUGCCUUCCGGCACAAUGGGGACGGUCCAUUGGUCCGCAGUCCCGCGGCCGUCCUCAAUGGCACAGGCGCAACUCAGAAAAACACUGUUUUUCUCUCAGCGUUUGUGUUUGUUAACGCACAAAAAACAAGGUAUUUUUCGCAGGUUGGUUUAAAUGAGGGAGGGAGGGAGGGAACUAACGGUGUAGAUAUUACCGGGCUUGUGGGCCUUUUUAUUGUUGCAUUUUAAAAAAGGAAAAGAGGUGAAAAGUUUGGGAGUUUACAAUCCUCAACGUGUAUUACCCUGCGCAUUUCAUGUUUUAUUUGUUUAUCUUGUGCUUCAAAACCCACUGUUUUCAAAAACCCACAUCUUAUCAAUCUUUGUACGUCCUUCACUGCAUUUAUUGUAUUAUUUCGACUGUAACUGCUCAGUGUCCAAUGUCCAUUCAUGAUUUCGAGAAGCCAGAGGGUUUUUUUGGGCUUUGGGUUGGGGCAGCAAGCAAGGGGAAGGUGAAUUUGUUUUUCGCUCACAAUGUCACAGGAUCGUUAAUGUCUAAUUUUCACAAUUUGCCUUAGGAUCUUGUUAGUGAUAGACAGCAAUACUGGGUUGCGUAUCUAUUCAUCUCAAGUUUUCAUUUUAUGAGUGUGUUUUAUUUUAUUUUGUAUUGAGACCAUGCACAUGUAUACACAAGUCCUUGAUUUAGUAUAAUUGCCACAGACCCCCUAUUGCAGGUGGUUCCUUUUCCCUCGACCAACCUCCUUAUCAAACAGUGCACAUUUUUAAGAAGAUCACCCAGUAUUGAGACUGGUUAGAGUUUUUAAGGGCCAACAUACUGAGUAACUGUAGACCAAUGCUACUGACAAAUUUGUUCUUCAAGGAACUUUGUGGUGGCCUGGAGCUUGUUGACUUAAUGGAAUAAAACGAUGUGUUUCUCUGAAACUGA